Messenger RNA from Mucor velutinosus, 891 nucleotides. Its product is annotated as Zn finger-containing GTPase- Activating Protein for ARF. NCBI's taxonomy places the organism in Eukaryota, Fungi, Mucoromycota, Mucoromycetes, Mucorales, Mucoraceae. The transcript is spliced from 6 exons. Gene Ontology annotation, molecular function: GTPase activator activity. Bases 1 to 891 code for a protein of 296 amino acids. The record is from RefSeq and is a predicted model, not a curated record.
AUGUCUACAAGACAUGCUCGAGUAGCAGACAAAGAGCUGAACGACAAACAUACAAAAAUACUGACCGACUUAUUGCAGAAACCAGAAAAUAAGAAAUGCGCAGAUUGUAAAAAGAAGGAUCCUCGAUGGGCUUCCUGGAAUUUGGGUGUGUUCAUCUGUAUUCGAUGCUCAGGAACACAUAGAUCUUUAGGUACACACAUUAGCAAAGUAAAAUCAGUUGAUCUCGAUACAUGGAUUCCUGAGCAAAUCGAUAGUAUGGUAAAGUGGGGCAACCAGCGAGCCAACGUUUACUGGGAAUCAGAGUUGAACGGUAGAUUGCCAACUGAGAAUAAUAUGGAAAUGUGGAUCCGGGCGAAAUACGAGCAGAGAAAGUGGGCAGCAAAAGGACCAGUACCAGAUCCAACUACUAUUCAAACACACAGCAAAAGUAGUUCUACGACAUCAACAGUGUCACAAAAACCAGAAAAUGGUAAUAGUUACAAGCCUAAAAGCUCUAAUAGAGAAUUUGGUCAUCAUUACCAUACUGCAGCCUCAACUAAGGAGGGAACAGAGCGACCUAGUAGCAUCAAAUUGAAUCAUAGUAACGAAAGCAUCACAAAAACUGCUAUUGCAACACAAAAGAAAGCAGCGAGCUCAGCAUUGCCGUUGCCACCAGCAACUGAUACAAAUGCAAAAAUCAAUAUGGCUUUAUUUCAGACACAAUUAUCUGGAUUAUCAUUAGGAAGGUCAUCCACUGGUUUGAUCCCAAAAGCACCCCCAGGAAGUAACAUGUCAUGGACUAAUUUUCUAACUGCUCAUAAACCCACUGAUACAAAUACCACACUGGCCCAAACUUCAACAGAAGAGCCACUGAUUCCCUCCGCUGCAUUUGCAAAUCUACUCAAACAAUAG